AGUAUAGUUUGACCGGUCAAGUAAUUUACACCAUCAUUUUUGGCGCCACCCGUGGGACUGUUAAGGUUUCUUCUCCUAAACACAAACCUACCCACCAAAACACCACUCGAAAUGUCUUCCAGCCAACAAAUCAACGCUACUUCCGCUCAGGUGCAGGACGCCAACGAGGGUACCAGCAUCCCUGUGGCUGCUCCCGUACCGGUCAUUUCAGCCCCGGUGUUGCCUUUGGGUCUGAGCUCUGUCCCGACGGCCAUCGUGAUCAGUCCCUUCGCGACCCCCGUCCCUUCCGCUGGACCGAGGGUCACAUUCCCUCCAAGCAUGACUCAGUUCAUGAAUGACCCAGCCAACCUACAAGCCAUCCAGGGCUUUGGCCAGGUCAUGGCCAUGUGCCAACAGAAUGGGGGGAUGCCUUUUCUCCCUGGGCCGUCGCGUCCCCCGCAAGCUACGAAUCCGCAGAUCACUCCUGAUGAUCAUUGCGUCUCAAUUGAGAGCAAUGACGGCGAGUGGGACAUCCCGAGGGCUCACAAGAAGAAGAAAGGAAAAAACAUCCGACCAGCGACCUCCCGAAACUCCGCCUUCGAAAGGCUAGGGGAUAGGGAGGAAGGCCAGAGGAAGUCAGCCAAGCAAAGGCUGGGGCAGAGCGUUGCCCAUGUCAGCGCGUUCGCCCGGCUAGGCGAGGUGCGGGAGGCCGAGCCUGCCCACACCCGACGCUCCUGGUCUAACCGGCAGGAGCCAGCAAGGACGAGGGCCUCUCGUCAGGAAGAGGAAGCAGAGAGCCAGCCCAGGUUACCGGUGGCGAACCGGUUGACCAUCCCAAAUGACCGCGUCCAGCAGAUGGAGGCAAAACUAGAGAGGCUGGAAAAGAAGGUCGAAGGGAAGAAUGACCAGGACAAACCCUUGGCAUGGUCCCCGUUCACCACAAGGGUCCAUCUGACACCUUUCCCGCGAAAGGUCAAGAUCGACGCCCCCAGAUUCACUGGGAAGGAAGAUCCGAAAAUCCAUUUGGACUCCUUCAACCAGAGUGCGACCAUGAACGGUUGCACCGAUGAAGAAAAGUGCCUUCUUUUCUUCCAGACCUUGCGGAACCGAGCCACUGAAUGGUUCAAUAAGCUUCGCCCGGGAAGCAUUGAUUCAUUCAGUGAUUUGGCCUCAAAAUUCAAGGCCAAAUUCCAAGAGAAUUGUACUAAGAGGAAGAAAUUCACCUAUCUUAGUACAGCCGGGCAGAGGGAGUCUGAGAACCUUACUCAGUUCCUUACCCGGUGGAAGGAAGAGGUAGACAAGGUGGAAGAGAUGGAUGACAAAACCAUCUUAUCCCUCCUCUUGAAUGGCUUGCGCGCCGGGGAACUAUACAAGGAGUUCUGUCGGAAACCCCCAGCCACGUACCAAGAGGCCUACCAUACUGCAUGGGAGUUUGCUGAGGCUGAAACUCAACUCCGGGCGAAGAAUGAAGCCGAGCAUGGUUACAAGCCCAAACCGGUUCAAGUCAAGAAGGAAGAAGCACCGGGACCUAGCCGGCCGAGACACCACUAUGACCCGGUCAUCCGAGUGGUCAAUACGGAAGAAUGCCAAGAAGUCCGGAAAGCACCGGUCAUUCUUCCGGAGAACCCUACCGGUCAAAUAGGGCGGCAGUGGUCGGGCACCUAUUGUUCGUACCACAGGACGGAUUCUCAUAACACCUCCGAAUGCAAAAGUGUUAAGGGGGUCAUCCGGCAGAUGAUCGACAGUGGAGAGCUGGGCAAAGAUUACUUGCAGAAAGCCCAGGAGAAGAGUCAUCAAUGGGUUAGGCCAACUGCCCCAGGAGAUGAUCAGGACAACGACCGGCGGAGGAAUAACCGGCCAAGGGAGCGGCAACCUGCCCCCGAAAAAGGGCACAUCGGCAUGAUCUUCGGCGGACCCGAGGGCGGAGACUCAGCCGCGCAGCGGAAGAACUGGGUCCGGAGCAUUUACGUUGGAGAGGUAAGUGCUGAACCGCCCAAGCGUAAGCAUACUAGAAGGGAGCCGAUCGUCUUUACUGACCGAGAUCUCCCUCCUACCGGUGAAGAUCACAAUGAUCCAUUGGUCAUCACCAUGGACAUUAAUGGGGUGGAUGUCGCCCGGGUACUUGUUGACACCGGGAGCAGCGUCAACAUCUUGUACUUGGAGACUUUCCAAAAACUCAGGCCAGGCAUCAAUAGAGUCGGGGCGGUGAUUUCCAUGCCUCAUCUAUGCAUGAAGUUCCACACUCCAGGUGGUGUGGGUGAGGUGAAGGGCGACCAGAGGAACGCCCGGGAUUGCUAUGCCCGGGCAGUCAAGAAGAUGACCAAGAGGGUCAAUGUCAUCUCCCAAGAAAUCACAAAGGGAGAGACCCGGGAGAAAUUGGAGCCCGAGGCCGUGACGGUGGAAAUCGAACUUCACCCGGGUGAUUCUUCGAGGAUGGUCAAAAUUGGAGCAAAUCUCCCCGAGGAUCUCAAGGCACAGAUUACACGGGUCCUCCAAGAAUACGCGGGCAUAUUCGCAUGGAGCGUGGCGGAUAUGCCCGGAAUAGAUCGCUCUAUUAUCUGCCACCGGUUGGCCAUGAGGGAAGGAAGUCGACCGGUACGUCAGAAGAAGCGGUACCUGGCCAGUGACCGGCGAGACUUCGUCAAGAAGGAAGUGAAGGACCUCCUCAGUGUUGGUCACAUCCGGGAAGUCAAAUACCCGGAUACAUUGGCCAACGCUGUCCUUGCUCCUAAGGGCGACACGUGGAGAAUGUGUGUGGAUUAUACGAACUUGAACAAGGCUUGUCCGAUGGAUUCAUACCCACUUCGCAGUCCAGAUCAAAUGGUGGACGAAACUGCGGGUAAGGAGUGUGGGCUUCCUUGGAUGACGAUGGCCCAUUACCGCAAACCGAACUUCUUGAGCCCCCGUUGGAUGGUCGCGUACCACAACAAACUCUUCAAGCCACUACUGGGAAAGACCAUGGAAGCAUACGUCGACGACAUGCUGAUCAAAAGCCAGGUAUCUCACAACCAUCCGGCUGAUAUGCGAGCCACGUUCGAUAUCAUGGCAAAAUACAACCUCCGGCUGAAUCCUAAGAAAUGCGUCUUCGCGGUUCGUACCGGGAAGUUCUUGGGAUUCAUGGUAACCAAGAGAGGAAUAGAGCCCAACCCAGAGAAAAUCCGGGCCAUCACUGAAAUGCGAGCCCCUACCUCCGUUAGGGAUGUUCAAAAGUUGACCGGUCGUUUGGCGGCCCUCAGCCGAUUCCUUUCCCGCUCAGCUGAGAGAUCCCUGCCCUUCUUCAAAGUUCUGAAGAAGGCCAACACAUUUGCAUGGGACAAAGAAUGCCGGAGGGCAUUCGAGGAGCUGAAAGAGUACCUAGCGUCGGAUAUUGAUCUCGUCCUCAGAGGAGACUCAUCUUCCUUGACCGGGUCUUCUUCUCCUGAAUCCACGCCCGGUCAGGUUCCCAACUAUUCUAUUCCCGACCCGCAUCCUGUUAACCAGAUGCCCGGUGAAACUUUCGUGGGGAGGGAUGACUCGGUCGAUGACGAACCGGGUCCCUAUGACCCUGAACACGAAACCCGGGAUGCGUGGGAGGAGCGGCUUCAUGCUGCCGGUUACUUUCCGCUCCCCACCUUCUACGUCCUUGACAUCCCUUCCCGUGUAUCCAAAAUCGCUCUGAAUAAAAUUCGUAGGAGGCUCCCGGAUGGAUAUACCCUCCUGUAUGAACCCAAUUGGCCCAACAUUGUCGAACCCCACCGGGAGGAUAGGAUAGGGUUCCAUACCAUAUCACUGGAUGCGGGCAUAGUUUUUCCCCUUCGCCCCUUCCUAACCGAAUCCUACCGGGCGGAUCUGGCUGCCCGUACCGGUAGGAAGUUCAUUUCCGAAGUCCCCCAGAGUAACCGGGGAUGGAAGGAAAAGUUUGUUUUCAUCGAGUUUCCCCCCUUCGUCACUCCUCUGGCCGGUCUGAAAUGGAACGACCAUCUCCUCGACCAAGAGUAUGCUGCACCGGCUUCCUCCCCAGACUUGGAAGCGAAUCUUGAGGUCCUUAUGCGCGGGGAUCCUUUCACUGGGAGGAUCUUCCAUUAUGGCAGCUGGGUUUGGAGGGUGGAGUCGGGUGGUGAGGAUAUGGAGUUCGAAGAGUUCGCCAUCCCCGACGACCAACCAGCGGGAGAUACCGGGGGAUCCCAAGCCAACCCCGGCAGAACCUUCCCGGUCCACCAAGAGACCGUGGAGAUUCUAGAUGAGGACGAGCCCCAAGACAACCGGUCUAAGGGGAAGGAAAAGGAAAAGCCCGGUCGUCGGAUGAAGAAGGUGGCCACCACGCACCCUUCUUACGCCAAGAAGAGGGCAAGGUCGGAUCCUGAGCCGGCCGGCCAGACCAUUGAAGAGGCCUUCAUUAAUCUGGGGCUGAGGCUGAAGGAGGUAAGUCCUGUUGCUUCCCCGGUCUUGACCUUCUUAUUCCCUCGACGUGAAUCUUACCGGUCUAUUUUUCCUUUUGCACAGGCGGGGGAGAUCGGACCCCUCUCAGCUGACCGGCUUGGUUUGGGCUCUUCUUCGGAGUUUGCCCGGCUGAAGAAGGAGAAGGAGGAGAUGGCUCUCAUCCUGAAGAGCCAAGCUGAUGAGCUGACCAGGCUAUCCGGGCUGACCGGGUCGAUGAGGGCGGAGAUCUCUCACCUCAAGGAAGAGAAUGACCGGCUGAUGGGCGAGGUGUUUGAAGCCAAGAGGGAGAUGGCGGAGAAGGAAGAAACCUUCCCCGGGCGUGCAGCUGCCUGGGUGGAAGAGAACAAAGCUGAAGCUACCCGGGUGAUGACGGCGACUCCCGAGACCACGAUGGAGUCCUUCAGGCUUCUAUACCGGGAGCCUGAAGGAAGGAAGAUGAUUACCGCGAUUGGAUCCUUCGGAUUCAAGAGCGGGCAAAAGAAGGACCGGAUCGCCUCUCACCAGGUACUGCUCAGAAGAGAUCCGGACUUCACCGCUGCAUCCUACGGCCUAGCCUCAAUCCCGGAAGAAGAGCCGACUCCCCCCUUCCCCCUUGACUAAUCUCCCCGGCUGCGCCCGGUUAUUCUUGUAAAACUUAGCAAAAAUUUCCCCGGGCAUGCCCGGCGUAUAUGUAAACAUUUGACAUUUCCAAAUUUAAAUGCCAUGUUUGUUUCGUUUAAAUGCCAUGUUUAAUUUCCUUACCGGUGAAUCUUCCAUAUCUGCUUGCUUGUUGAUUUAUACUUUUCUCUUGCUACUUAUAAAUUCUGACCGGUAGCCCAAUCAGACCACUUCUCAAUUGUUUCUGACCGGGAGAACUUCAAAGU
This is a messenger RNA of Cuscuta campestris, 5261 nucleotides long. NCBI's taxonomy places the organism in Eukaryota, Viridiplantae, Streptophyta, Magnoliopsida, Solanales, Convolvulaceae. The record is from the annotation of a GenBank genome assembly.